Ruditapes philippinarum (Manila clam) is the source of this 2967-nucleotide messenger RNA. Its product is annotated as hemicentin-1-like. The transcript is spliced from 11 exons. Gene Ontology annotation, molecular function: nucleic acid binding. The record is from RefSeq and is a predicted model, not a curated record. The coding region runs from base 1 to 2967 and encodes 988 amino acids. Lineage: Eukaryota; Metazoa; Mollusca; Bivalvia; Venerida; Veneridae.
AUGCCGUGCAACGCAUUCUUACAGACGAAAGCUGUCUCUCGCUGGGUACCCCGCAUACUGCGCGUGCAGUGUUUUCGAGAACUUCUCAAGCGUAACGAGGCACAUGGUGAAGAUUUUUUAGACAGGAUCGUGUCCACGGACGAGACAUGGCUGUACUAUCACGAUCCCGACUCCAAACACCAGUCUUCUAUUAGGAAGCCGCCUGACAGACCUCAACCCAAAAAGGAUCGAGUGUUACGUCGGGACUUGGUACAACCCCUGCGCCGGAAGCAACCUCAGCUAGACCUGGACGAUGCUAUUCUACACCAUGAUAAUGCCCACACACACCGGGCUCACGACACAGAACUGGAGGUUAACCUGCUCGGGUUAAGUCUACUGCCAUACCCACCGUACAGCCCGGACUUGACUCUAUUAGACUACCUUUCUGCAUGGCAGUGUCCGAAUGAAGCACCUUUUCAAAGUGUAUUUGCCGAAUCUGGACAGUCUGCGGUUAUUAGUUUUCUAACAACUGUGAGAACAUUUGAACAACUUCUGGUUUAUAAUGUAUAUGCCUUUAAUGGAAGUAAGCUUUAUAUCGCAACAUUCUACAACAACAUUCUUCGAAAUGAAAAGUCCUAUUUACAAUCAAAAUUUGUUGGGAAUGCCAGUGCUGGAAACUUCACAGUGAAGACAGUUGGUGUACACUUACAUGAUGGCGGAGUUUACAUGCUUGGUUAUAAAGAGGGAUCAGAAAACAUCAAUACUGAACAUUGCUCUGUGCUAUUCAUUAUAGAUAAACCAAAAAAGCCGACACUCACUCGUGAUAGUUUUAUCGUUCAAGGAACCAAUAGUAGCCUUAUUUGCAGCAGUUUAUCGACAAGUUAUCCUACAAACCACACCAUGAGUUUAACAUAUAACUGGAAUGUAAAUGGUGCUACUAAUCCAUCUAAGUCGAGAUAUGUUUAUUCACCAACAAGAAAAAAACUAACAAUUACAUCGCUAAGGAAAGAAGAUGCCAACACAACAUUCACAUGUAGUGCUACGGAAUCAGGACCCAGAUUUGUUGGGCUAACUUCUGACAAUAGUGAUCUGCUAACGUUUACUGUCAUAUAUGGUCCAGAUGUAAACACAACAAGACUUUUACCCUCCAUAAGACAAUACACCCUAAAUGAAGGUGUAACUUUGAAUGAUAUAACAUGUAGUGGUGAAUGUUUUCCAAGGUGUAAUUACAAAUGGACAAAGUCAGGCCAAACAGUUAGCAAUAAUUCCUUAUUAUCCCUGGCUACAUUAUCUCGGACAGAGGCUGAUUUCUACAUGUGUGAGGUAACAAAUGCCAACAAGACCGUAACAAAAGUAACACAAAAAGUUGAAGUGCGUGUCAAUUACGGCCCCGACGCAAGUUCUGUCAUAUUAUUGCCGCCAACAUCAAGAUAUAUACUAAAUGAGGAAGAUGUUAUAAAUGACAUAAGCAUUUCGGGUGAUUGUUUUCCUGUUUGCUUGUUUAACUGGACAAAAGCGGGGAGCUUAACUUUUGCUGUAGAUGAUGCCACAUUAUCACUUGGCUCAUUGGAUCGCAAUGAAGCGGGCACAUACAUAUGCACUGUUAGCAACCCAACAAACGACCAAACACAAACGAGAAAUAUAUCUGUAUUUGUUAGAUAUGGUCCAGACGCAAGUUCAACCAUUCUUACACCAGCCAAAAUAACAUAUUCUGUUAUCGAAAACACAACUCUGCAUGACAUUAAUUGUGCAUCAGAGUGUUAUCCCAAAUGUCACUACAAAUGGACGAUGCCAAAUCGAAAUUCUAUGAACACUAGUGUGUUAUCACUCGGAAAACUGCACAGAAAUGAAGCUGGAACAUAUACAUGUACAGUUACCAGCACGCUAACAACAGUUUUUGUAAUCAAACAAGUUGCUGUUUUUGUCACAUAUGGUCCGGAUGCUGAUUCUUUGAAAUUAAAUCCAUCCCAAUCAUCAUACCCAGAAAAUGAGGGGACAUCACUUAAUGACAUCACAUGUUCAACUGCUUGCUAUCCUAAAUGUACUUACAAAUGGACAAAGUCUGGCUCCCCGUUCAUUGAGAGUAACGUAUUAUCACUUGGUACUUUGAACAAGGAUAAAGCGGCUACUUACACAUGUACAGCUUUCAACCCAACGACAAAACAUAAUGUAUCUACAAGUGUUAUUGUACAUGUUAGAUAUGGUCCAUAUAGAUGUGAUUUCAACACAUCCUCUCCAUAUGUUUUGAAAGAAGGCGAAACAUUACCAACAAUAACAUGUAAAUCAGAUUGUUACCCGCUGUGUUUGUGUAAAUGGAAAAACAGUUCAAGUGGAAGUAUCAUUAGUCAAAACAUGCAUUUAGAUAUCGGACCAGUGACUCGAUACCACAACGGAAGCUAUAUUUGUAUCUGUGAAAACACAGCUAACAGCUCAAGCGCGUCGACAGAGUAUUUUGAUAUCAUAGCUGAGUAUUUAACCUUUACUGUAAAUGGAAAUGAAGAACAGACAAAUUUGACUGUUGACGAAUACGAAUCUGAUAUACAGUUUAAAUGUUUGAUAAAUAUUUAUUUCGAGACAAAAUUGCAAAUCAAAUUUCAAGAUACUGUGCUUGUGGAUAAAAUACAUGGAAGAGAGCUAGUUUUUACCCGCAAAAGUGCACAUUGCUUACAUGCUGGUAUUUACACUUGUCACGGGAAAAGUCGCAACGGAGCAGAAAUUAUGUCUGAAAUCAACUUAUUUGUUCGAUGUUCUCCAAGACCUCUUCGAGAAAUAAAGACGAAUUUUUCAAGCGAACUGUAUAACCCUGUCACACUGAUGUUUACUGCUUUGGCCUAUCCCGAACCUGAACCCUCCGACUAUACAUGGUACAAAAAACGGGACGAGAGUUGGACACCAUUACUGAGUAACACUGAUUUGCAGAUAUCAUCGGCAGGGAUUCAAACAAAUCUUUCAAUAUGGGAAUGUUCAGAACGAUUACAAUCGGCGUGA